This is a messenger RNA of Botrytis porri, 1611 nucleotides long. RefSeq lists its product as uncharacterized. The transcript is spliced from 4 exons. Gene Ontology annotation, biological process: regulation of DNA-templated transcription. NCBI's taxonomy places the organism in Eukaryota, Fungi, Ascomycota, Leotiomycetes, Helotiales, Sclerotiniaceae. Bases 1 to 1611 code for a protein of 536 amino acids. The record is from RefSeq and is a predicted model, not a curated record. Gene Ontology annotation, molecular function: DNA-binding transcription factor activity.
AUGGACUUUGCAAGUUUAUUGCUCAAUCCCGCUAUGUCUGAAAUCCCCGCCACGCCUCAUCCGACCUCGGUCAGUACCCACAAUUCUCAGAUUUCUCAUCAACUUUCGGCUCCUGAUGAUGAUGAAGAUUGGUCAAAGGUUUCUGAUCAAAGGGCCCGCAAGCGGAUACAAAAUCGCAUUGCUCAGAGGAAUUACAGAACAAACCUAAAACGACGAAUUGAAGAACUUGAACGACAAACUACAGUGGCGCAGGUGGGCACUAAGUCUAGUGUUGGUUUAGCUUUAGACGACAAUUUUCACUAUUACCACGACCUGCGUCACUUCGAUGGAAAUCAUAAACACUAUGCUACAUGCGCAUACCAGAAUCAACUGCCCCGUAAUAUUGGCUAUGGAGCGUCAUUGCACCAGCAGUCCAGAUGCGGUGACCCUCGCUCCCACAUCGAACAAGAGAUGUUAGAUUCCUUGUCCUCCCCUGAUCCAACGGCGACACACCCCCAGGCAAAAGCUAGGCAGCCAAAUCACCGCAAUCUAGAUCAUAUAAUUACGUAUUCUCCCGCGCUCUCAAACCGCACACACGGCAGUAUGCCCGUGAUGGCUAAUAAAUCAUUGAAUGGUAAUUCGAGUUCCCCUCGAGAUGUAGUAAAACAAUCUUCUUUUUCUACUAUGCUCAAUAGCUUGGGGGAAGACUUCGAUCGUAACACGUUAAUUGACGAGGCACAUACAUGGAACGAACCCUGUGGUGCAAGCUACCCACAUUUUUAUAGAGACACUGAAGAAAACCCGCUUGCUAGCCCACACGAGGAGAAUUUUCAAGAUGAUAUUGCCAUGUCAUAUAUAGAUUCGGCAAUAUUCCCAGUCGACGCGCCCCAGGAGAGGUAUCCUGAAAGAACGGCUUCUAAGCACCCGCGAUCUUGCAAAAUAUUCGGCGAAGAUACUGAAAAAUCAGUAGCUGAAACUAUGUCCUCAACACCAAAGGCUAUAAACCCCGAGCCCAAGGAAAGUACAGCAAAUAUGCCCUCUGUGCCUGUAGAGGGAGCAAGCUUCAAUGAAAGAUUGAACUUUCUAUUAGAGUGUUCGAGGAUCGUUGGAUUCACAGAUUUCGAUUCAGUAAUAUCAAGCUAUUACACUGCAGACUUCAGUGAUGAUUCAGUAGUAGCAAGCGUCCAAAGACUCAGCCGAAGACGAGGCUUACCGAAAGUUCUUGUUGCUCUGCGCGAGAACGCAGUAAAUUGGACACAAUGGGAGGCUCAAGGAUACCUCGAUGAGACUUUUAAAUCUGCAGAAGAUCUACUAGUAGCUGAGUGCACAAACAGAGAAGAAUGCGAUACAAUUAUUGGCAUUUUGGCAGGAAAUUCACCGUUGGCCAAUGGCCACAUUGCUCCUGUCGAAGUUUCCGCAGCACAAGCCCAAAAGAAAUUCCAGGUAAUGCUUCCAAAUCUGUGGUCGCUGGUGUCAGCUCUCACUACAGAUGUGGCAGCUGUGCAUUCACAAAACCGCUCCCAUGUCAUACUUGCCAUCGUAUCGCUACUCUAUCUCUCCAAAAAAGCUUCGGCAAAGCAUCUUCGACUCUGGAUUGGUACUUGCCUGAACACUGGUGAAAAGAGUGACUGA